Messenger RNA from Ooceraea biroi (clonal raider ant), 3151 nucleotides. RefSeq names its product eukaryotic translation initiation factor 2A (gene eIF2A). The record is from RefSeq and is a predicted model, not a curated record. Gene Ontology annotation, biological process: translational initiation. Lineage: Eukaryota; Metazoa; Arthropoda; Insecta; Hymenoptera; Formicidae. Gene Ontology annotation, molecular function: ribosome binding; tRNA binding; mRNA binding. Gene Ontology annotation, cellular component: cytosolic small ribosomal subunit.
AGUCACGAUCGCGCGAUAAAUAGGAUGGUCGAGUCGGAAGUGGCUAACUUCAGAUAUAUGAGUAUAUGUGAUGUCGAUUAUACCAUACCACAUGGUAACGGUGGUAAAAUGGCUUCGCCUAUUCCCUGUGUUGCUGUGAGAGGUUCUACUGGUAUAAAUCUGGCACAAGGCCCACCAUCUUAUGAGCCAGUCAAAACAUUUCCCAAAGAUGAGAGCAAAACUUGUAAGGCUAUGCUGUUUAGCCCAGACGGUCGAUAUUUUGCAUGGGUUAAUGAUGUUGGUAUUAAAAUUUUACUAUGUGAAACUUGGAAGAUCAUUGCUGAAAUCCCACGACUUAAAGUCUGUGCCAUCCAAUUUUCUACUCAUGGCACAUAUCUCGCGACUUGGGAACCAACCUUUGUAACACAAGCAAGCCCUCAAGGAACACUGAACCUUCACAUAUGGAAAUCUGAAAAUGGCGAGCUAGUUCAUAGUUUUGUACAAAAGAAACAGAUUAAUUGGGAGCCACAAUGGUCAAGUGAUGAAAAGCUUUGUGGAUUAUUGAAUGGUGCAAAUGUUCUUUUGUAUGAAGAUAACAACUUUGAUAGAUAUGUACACAAGAUAAGUGUAGCCAAAGUUGCGAAAUUUAGUAUAGCGCCUGGCAAUUCUCCGUACCACAUUCUCUGUUAUAUGCCUGGAAAAGCUGGUCAACCUUCGUUUGGAAGAUUAUUUAAAUAUCCAAAAUUUGAAAUUGGAGAAGCUCUUGCGAACAAAAGCUUUUUUCAGGCAGAUAGAGUUGAUGUUUAUUGGAAUGAACGUGGAACAAACGCGUUAUUGAUGACAAGUACUGAAGUAGACAAAAGUGGUGCAUCAUAUUAUGGAAAACAGACGUUGCAUUAUCUCAGUACGAAAGGGGAUACAGCUAUGGUUAUGCUUAGUAAAGAAGGUCCUAUACAUGCAGUAGAAUGGUCUCCCAAGAACACGGAAUUCUGUGUUGUAUAUGGUUUUAUGCCAGCGAAAGCCACAUUGUUUAAUCUCAAGUGCGAAGCCAUUUUUGAGUUCGGCACGUUACAUAGAAAUAGUGUGUAUUACAAUCCGCACGGCAACAUAUUGCUUUUGGCUGGUUUCGGCAACCUCAGAGGCGGUAUUGAAUUAUGGGAUAUCGCAAACAGGAAACUUAUUGCCAAAAUUGAUGCACCUGAUACGACGUUACUGCAGUGGUCACCGGACGGCGAGCACUUUAUGACGGCAACUACAGCACCUAGAUUGCGAAUGGGCAACGGAUUUAAGAUUUGGCAUUAUACUGGCUCGCUAGUGUAUCAACGACCGUGGAAUAAUCAAGAAGAACUGUGGGAAGUUCUCUGGCAAAAUUUCCCUCUCAAUGCUUUCUCACAAAAACCUAUUAGUUAUAAAGCAGUCGAGGGUAUUGUCACUAGUCCUACUCAAUCGCAAGCCUCGAAAGAAGCGUAUAGACCGCCGUGUGCCAGAGGACAAAAUAUUACGUUUAAACUGCAUGAUGAUAUAGAGCCACCUUCUAAACCGGCUGUAGACUCGAAUCCAUCUAAGGCUGCACUAAAAAUGAAAAAAAAUCGAGAAGCAAAAAAGGCUAAAAAAGAAUUGGAAUCUAACAAUUCUACUGCCAAUGGACAAGUCACAACAACGAGCACAGCGAUAAGCACAAAAAUGGAAUUAACUGAUGAUCCUGAAAAGAAUAAAAAAAUAAAAAAAGUGAUGAGUAAAUUGGAUCAGAUUUCUAAACUCAAGGAACAGUUGAAAGCAGGGAAACAAUUAGAAAUCAAUCAACUCGAUAAGAUCAAGAAGGAAGAUGAAUUGUUAAAAGAACUUGAGGAACUUACCUUAAGAUAAACCAUUUAGAUGUCAAGCAGAAUUAAGUUUGUGAAUCGAAAUCAUCUUUUUUUGUAUGUAACAUAAUUAUGUGCACGAAAAGACUUUUUCUAAGUUCUUAUUUGUCUAAGUCUAAGACUUUAUUUGAGUAUAAAUCAAAAAUUUGUUAUUCUGAUAAUCUUGAGAAGCAGCGAAAUUUUAUCAAUUGGAAUAUAUGUGAAUUCUAUAAGUUGGACCAUGCAAUUUCGAUAAAAUUAAACUCGAAUCUCUCGAGGUGUGUAAAUUUUUGACAUUGAAUCCAAACAUGGAUUCAUUUAAAUAAGUAUAAUUCCUGGGUAAGAGUAGAUGAUCAUUAUUAGUUUCAAUAAAUAGAAAAUUGCUGAGAUACAGUGUGCUCUACACAAUACUGUUAACUGAUUAUAUAUUACUUUUUUUAUUUUACUACAUAUUGGUAAUAAAGAUGAUACAGUAUAUUUACUAUCAAUCUUAACGAAAAAUUUUGAAUUGUGUGCAAUCUAAUAAUCAUUAUCAAUAUAAGAGUGAAAGCUGUUUACUCAUUAGCUAAAAUCUCUCUACUAUAGUCAAAAAUUAUACUAUAGCUAAAAACUAAUCAGAGUUUUUUCAACAGAAACAUGUUAUCAAUGUAUAUUGAGUUCACCUGUACUCUAUAUAAUUUUUUUUGAUUUUGCAAAAGUAAUUUCAGGACUUAAUGUGAUUGCUUCAUUUACAAUACGAUUUCACGUUUACAAUAAAGUAGAUUUUGUAUUUAAAUUUGAUACAUUAUGUAUAAGAAUAUCAUCUAAUGUCGCAUUUUGCGAAUCAAAACUGGUACAAUUUGGAGGUAUCGAUCGCUAUAAAGUUUUGAAAAACAUAAAUUUCGAUAUUAAUUCUCUUUCGUACUUCGUACAUUUAAAAUUUGCUUUAUAACAUAUUGAUAUUGUAAUGUUCUAAGGCAUUUAUACUUUCUCAUAUGUGAUGUACUUUCAAUAUAAAUUUUCCUUACAAUUUUUAGAAAGCUGUAGAUACAGAUAUAAUUAGUUAGCAUAAUUAAUAAAUAUAAAUAAAGCACUUGAUGAUUAGAAUGAUUUUUCAAAAGAACAGAGUUUUAGUUGAGUGGGAGAUAAUAAAAGUUGAAACAAGAGUAUGUACUUGUAGCGAUGAAGCUGUAAUAUAUAUAUAUAUGAUGAAUAUGUAAAAAUUACAUAAAUAAAAACUACGAUCGAUCCAAGAAGAGUCUUCACAACGUAGACAUAGGAGUAUAGGAACAAUAAUUACGUAUGUUAUGUACAGUCAGAUAAAAUUUAUGAGAAUAAAUUAUUAAACAAAA